Messenger RNA from Nilaparvata lugens (brown planthopper), 3703 nucleotides. RefSeq names its product exonuclease 1 (gene tos). Gene Ontology annotation, biological process: mismatch repair; DNA recombination. Lineage: Eukaryota; Metazoa; Arthropoda; Insecta; Hemiptera; Delphacidae. Bases 169 to 2442 code for a protein of 757 amino acids. Gene Ontology annotation, cellular component: nucleus. The transcript is spliced from 10 exons. The record is from RefSeq and is a predicted model, not a curated record. Gene Ontology annotation, molecular function: 5'-flap endonuclease activity; DNA binding; metal ion binding.
UCAAUUUUGGCGGCUGGGCUGGAAAGUAGGUUGCUGCAUUUCAUUUUGCUUUCUGCUAAUUUGCUGAUCCAUGUAUGUAAAUAAUCUAAAUAUUUUUGUAGCCUGCAUAUAUUGAAAAACAAGUCUCUAUUUUGUCGAUGCGUCUACAGUAAUCAAAUAUUUUUUGACAUGGGUAUCCAAGGUUUGAUACCUUUUCUUGAAAAGACAUCACGGCCAAUAAAUAUAUCGGAAUUUUCAGGAUGUACAGUUGCAAUAGAUGCCUAUUGUUGGCUUCAUAAAGGUGCUUUUUCUUGUGCUGAAAAACUUGCAAGGGGCGAGAAAUGUGAUGCAUAUGUGUACUACUGUAUGAAGUACAUCCACAUGCUGUUAUCUCAUAACAUAAAACCGAUCAUGGUGUUUGAUGGUCAGCAUUUACCGGCAAAGGCUGAUACUGAAAAGAAAAGACGAGAGAACCGCGAGCUGAACAGACGUCGCGCAGCCGAAUUGCUGCGUCAGGACAAGCCGAACGAGGCACGCUCGUUCAUCAGACGCUGCGUGGACAUCACGCACAAUAUGGCGCUGGAGCUGAUGCACGCGUGUCGAGCGGCCAACGUCGACUGCGUCACGGCGCCCUACGAGGCUGACGCUCAGCUCGCCUACUUGAAUUUGACGGGCGUCGCUCAUCUAGUCAUCACCGAGGACUCUGAUCUCAUUCUGUUCGGCUGCAAAAAGGUAGUGUUCAAACUGGACCCGAACGGAGGUGGCUUGCUGGUCGAUCAGGACAAGCUGCACUUGUCGAUGAAAUGUCGACCGGAGAAUUACAGCUUUGAGAAGUUCCGACGCAUGUGCAUUCUCUCCGGCUGCGAUUACCUACCAUCUCUACCCGGCAUCGGUCUCAGCAAAGCGUGUCGUUUCAUUACACGUACUAUGGAUCCCGACAUUGAACGGGCUCUGCCACGUAUGAGCUCCUACCUGAACAUGCCGCAAUUAGUAGUUACCAAGGAGUACAUAGAGAACUUUGUUCACGCGGAGGCCAUGUUCAAGCAUCAGCCGGUGUUCGAUACGAUGCAACGCAAGGUGAUGCCGCUGACUCCGAUCGACGACAGCACACCCAAGCUGCGACUGCCCCAACCACUGCCCGAGGAUGAGGCCUAUCAGCUGGCCCUCGGCAACCUGGAUCCGUUCACCCUCAAAGUGGUCGCUGACUGGAACCCUGACCAGAGACAAGAUGUAAAAAAGAAAUGGGGUACUACAAAGCAAUCGAACCAUCCAAGCAUUUGGGAGGUAAAUUUCCAAAUAACGGAACCAAAGUUUAGACCUGUAAAAGCGAAGCCCCCACCUUCUACUGCUGGAAAACAGAUUAUACAGGAUCCAAAAAUCGAAUUUGAAACAUCGAAUCUAAUAGAUGACAAAGAUUUUGAAAAUAUCUUGUUUGAUGAAGAAAUGAAUACUGUCACACAACCUGCCAAAAAGGUCUGUCUGUCAAAGGAAAGUGAAGCUGUUGGUGUUGACAACGGAAUGGAAGUUGAAGGAGAAGAAGAUGAAAGUCGAAAGUCACCGAUUUUGUUGGGAAAGAUUAAUGCCAAAAGUAAAUUUUUCAAUAAAUUGAAAAAGCAACGAAACACGGUUGUGGAUGAAAAAGUGAAAGUACAGAGCAGGUAUUUCAACUCGAGCUCUCCUAUCCUGAGAACAAGUGCAAGUAGUGCCAAUUCAACACCAGUUGGCAGUGAUAAGGACACCUUGAAAGACAUCAGCAACGUUGACGAGCUCACCAGAAGAUCAUCUCCGAAGAAAUUGGACGAAAACAUUUUGACAACACAAAUUUCCCCGACAAGAAAAUCUCGUGAAACCCCCCUAUCACCCGGAAAACGGGUUGUUACUGUAAGUAGCUCUUUAUUUACGGAACUAAGUAUGGAGGAAAAUGAAGUCAAGGACGGGAAAUCUUGUGGAAAAGCAGCAUCGCCCAGAAAACUUACUAAGAAAUCUGUUACAAUACGAAGCUCGCUGUUCACGGAACAUAGUAUGGAGGAGUCUGAAGUCAAGGACACUGAUAAGGAUAGGGACAAUGAUUCAGGAGUUUCGUGUCCCAAUUCAUUCGAACUUGACAAUGUAGAAGAGUGCAGCCAAUCUUCGGCGAAAAGUGUAUCCAGUAUUUCUACAUUCACCUGGAAACAAAAGUUUCACGAAAAGUUUGGUUUCAAAAGUAACAGUGGUGCUGAAAAAGUUCUGCAAAGCUCUAAAGCAGUUAAUAGUGGGUUUCAGAGCCCUUUUUCGAGGAAAAAUGCCGACAAUAGUGUAAAUAUGCCUCAAACACCUCGAGGAAUGGCACUGAUGACCAAAGUACUGCCUCCAACAAACCUGAUCCUAGAACACCUAAAACGCCAUUCAGAGUUUCUAGUGGGCUUCAAACUCCAGCCUCAAGCAAAACUGAGGAUGAAGAUGAAAGACUUGAAACACCUUUGAAAGAAAAUGAUGACAGUGCAAAGCAGACAACACCGGCUCCUGUCAGCAGACGAAGUAAUCCUUUCAAGAUGAAUAGUAGCCAGAAAAGUGCGAUGAACUCCACUCCAAAAUUCAACUUGCUGAGGGACAGUAUUACUGACUUUGGUGAGAUGGAUCAGGAAAUAAAAGAUCAGAUCUCCAUACUAUCCACACCAGCAAAACCGAAGUUGUCUACUGGUGGACUAGAAACUUCAAAUGGGAAACAGGAGAAAUUAUCAUUGGGCAGUCUUAGUUCAGAGAAGAGUCCAUCCAAAAGUCUGAAAUCAGACAAAAGUCCAUUUGGUAGUCAUAAGCUUGAUAAAAGUCCAUUUGGAAUCGGUAAACCUGAGAAGAGUCCAUUUGGAAGCAGUGACAAAACUCCAUUUGGAAGUGGUAAAUCUGAAAGAAGCCCAUUUGGGAAUAAUAAACCUGAUAAAAGUCCAUUUGGAAGUGCAUCUAAGACGAGUGGAGGUCAGAAACAAGGUAGCUCUGUGAAGGGUAAAUGUCGUUCAGUAGGAUUGGGGAAAAAGUCGACUACGCCAAGCUCUUCUGGCAAUUCUUCUCAAAGAAGCCUCCUCUCCAUGUUCACAUUACAACCAAAGCCAAAAUUGGAGUGUAAAUAGAUGAGUACUACAAGAAUAUCCAAGCCCCGGAUCUAUACACAAUAAUGUCCAGUAUACUAUUCGUUUAUACCAAACGUGUGUUAAAAGUGAUAAGGAGUCGUAUUACAAUAUUCUACUGCCAUAUUUCAAGACUGACUUCUCAAUUUUUUCUCUCAAAUAUAUAUGUAAUGGUUCGGUUCGCUCAAUAAUGUUGACCAGUAGUAAUGAGAAUUUGUGUGAUAUACUUUAAAACUUGAAUAGUUAUCCUCCUUCAUAUUUACAAAUCAGUUUAAUUCUUUAAGUAUCUACUGAGCUGUGGUAUUUCUUUAACAGUAUUAUAAUUUUAUUUCACAAGUAAUGUUAUCAAGUCAAUAUGAAAAUCUUUGUUUGUGACUUACACAAGCUCUCAUCAUUUUGUGAUAGUAAACUUUUUUUGUCCAAAAGAAACAAUAGAUGUAAAGUGUAGAAAAUAGAUAUAAGUAUAGUAGAAGUAGAAGAUUCUGCUUUGACAAAACUGUGACUAGGUGGGCCUACUUUUAAGGGAUUAUUAAUUUAGUGAAACGUUUAUGGAAUAUUUUGUUGAAAAUUGUAUUAUAUACUUUGUACUUGUUUUUGAAAUAAAAACUACUUGACAACGUUAA